AAAGGAAGCGAGACAGCGGCACCGGUUCUCUAUAGCAACUGCGGCUGCAGGCGAGGCAGCGAGCUCCGCAGCCAGCCACGCCGGUUUCCUCAUCUUCCAGAAUCACCUUGACCACACUGUGGCUAAUUGACCUGGCAGCUGGACCCACCCACCUAAAACCUCAGGAAAGUCUCUUUUGUGGACUGCCCUCAUAUCCAAGGCCUUAUUUGUUGUCCAAGCCACUGGAGAAAAUGAUGUGAUAGAGUCCACAUUGAGGCUCUUUUUGGAAACGUGCCCACUCAUCCCACAAAGAAAGUGGCUUUUUUUCUUGCCUUGCAGAACAGACAGUUUCCAAUUCAAAGAUGCCAGCCAAGACACCGAUUUACCUGAAAGCCGCCAAUAACAAGAAAGGAAAGAAAUUUAAACUGAGGGACAUUUUGUCUCCAGAUAUGAUCAGCCCUCCACUAGGGGAUUUCCGACACACGAUUCACAUUGGAAAAGAGGGACAGCAUGAUGUGUUUGGGGAUAUUUCAUUUCUUCAAGGGAAUUACGAGCUGUUACCCGGGAACCAAGAAAAAACAAGGGUUGGCCAGCUCCCUGGGCAUACUGAGUUCCUAAGGGCAAACAGCACCUCUGACUCCAUGUUUUCAGAGACACCUUCUCCAGUGCUCAAAAAUGCCAUCUCACUGCCUGCCAUUGGUGGUUCCCAAGCUCUUAUGUUGCCCUUAUUAUCCCCUGUGACAUUUAAUACCAAACAGGAUUCUUUUGGGCCCUCAAAGCUCCCAAGGCUUAGUUGUGAACCAGUCAUAGAAGAAAAAAUUCAGGAGAAAACCAACCACGUGGAGAAUGGGACUAUGCACCCUGAGGACACCCCAUGGAAAGGCAAUGGUAUGGCAUCCCACUACAGUAAUGGCAGAGACAGCCACUCGUCCAGUCUCUCUGAACAGUACAGUGACUGGCAAACAGAGGAUAUGUUUGACAGUUCUGUUCCAUGUGAACUCAUCAAGGAGAAGACAGACUCCGAAGAAUCCCUCUCUGAGCUCACGGGCUCCCUGCUCUCCUUGCAGCUGGACCUCGGACCCUCACUUUUAGAUGAGGUUCUUAAUGUCAUGGAUAAAAAUAAGUUAUAGGACCGCAGGCACAUUGUCGAUGGUACUGACAAGCCAAAAGCAACCCCAGUGGAAGGAAAUGUACAAAGAGCUUCACUAGUUGUAUUUGCAGUUAUGCAACAGGUUUUCUAAAAAUAAGUGUUCCUAAAAGAUAUUUUUUUACCUGUUAUGUUGUUUACUGUUUGAUAUGCUCAUAGUUCUCCUUGCAAAACAGAAGAAAUGAGUCAGAACCAGUUUUCUGCAGGCAUUCUUGAUGAGCAGAUCAAAAGUUUGCUAGUCAACAAACAAGGAUUCUGGUUAGGGAUGGCACUUGGUAAGACUGCCUGCCUCAGUCAUCAUAAGGAACUUUGCAGUACCCUGAUGUUUUCCAAGUGUUAUCAGAGAAGCAGCAUAGGGAGGGAAGAAGGAAACAUUAAUUCUCUCCCUCUUAUUUAAAAUCUAAACUUUUUUCUCUCAGUAUAGAGAGUUUUCUAAGAAUUAUUAUCUGUUUGGGCUGCACUACACUGUAGCUAGGUCUUCAGUGUUAAACUAUUUGUAUGGUUUCAUAUUUGAACAACUUUGUGGGGUUGGGAUUUUUUUUUCUUUGCAGUUCAUAUAUCCCUAUAUAUUCUAUAUCUCAGAUUUUUGGACCGUCAAAUACAUGUUGGGAAGAUGACUCAAGCAAAGUAUUACUGUAACUAAAUUAUUUUUAAAGUUAAAAUAUAUUUUUAUGUGCCUUUGGCUUUUUAUUGCAGAGUCUACAUUUUAUAGGAAUUGCAUCCAAAAGUCAUCGCUUGCCUUGUUUCUGUUGGGGGGAUCCAUUGUAAACCGUAUAUGUGUGUGCGUGUGUGUUUUGAGAAGAUGUAUUAAUACUUAGCAUUAUUUUUGUUUCUUCAUCUAUUAUCACAUAAGCACAUAGCACUGCAAACAACAGGAUUGUAAAGUUUAAAAAAAAAAAGGCACUGGUUAUAUUCACUGAUGCUUCUGCAGAGACUGAGCUGCCCGACCUAAUGUUUGGGGAAAUGUGGCUCUUGAUACAAUACUUGCAUUAACUACAUAGGUAUUUCAUGCAACACAAUAAAAAGUAAAUGUUCAAAGGA
Molecule: messenger RNA, 2167 nt
Organism: Phascolarctos cinereus (koala)
Lineage: Eukaryota; Metazoa; Chordata; Mammalia; Diprotodontia; Phascolarctidae
Gene: CDC42EP3
Product: CDC42 effector protein 3
Biological process (GO): regulation of cell shape; Rho protein signal transduction; positive regulation of actin filament polymerization
Cellular component (GO): plasma membrane; cytoskeleton; cytoplasm
Molecular function (GO): small GTPase binding
Source: RefSeq, a predicted model, not a curated record